Messenger RNA from Xenopus laevis (African clawed frog), 7069 nucleotides. RefSeq names its product KIAA2026 L homeolog (gene brd10.L). The record is from RefSeq and is a predicted model, not a curated record. Bases 570 to 5813 code for a protein of 1747 amino acids. The transcript has 8 exons. NCBI's taxonomy places the organism in Eukaryota, Metazoa, Chordata, Amphibia, Anura, Pipidae.
CCCCGCGCGCAGAGUGUACGCCAUAACGCCCUCUCCGUUCUGCUGUGCCUGGCCCAGCUCUGGCGUCCCUCCUCCUUCCCUCCCCCUCUCCACCCCAGUUUCGUCAGACGCACGCAGUUACGUAGUUGGUCCUGGAGGACAGGACGCAGCUGGAAUCAGGCAAAGCAAGUAAAUGGCAGGUGACAAGCACUGAGGCAGCGGAACUUACUUAUUAGCUCCUGAACACGAGCACUGCUGACUGACAUGAACUGAAUGAAGUAAUUGGUCCGGUCGCAUCCCGGCUCCAUUCAUUUAUUUGCUACAUUUUGACAUUUCUGGGCCGGCCCCUAACACUAUGCGGGCCCCCUGGGUCGCCGAGCGGCUAAUCCGAACCUAGUUACCGGCUACCUGGAGUUAAGCUGUGACUGUCCAAACAAGCCCAGAAACUGAAGUUGAUGCUGGAGCAGAAAGUAGCGAGUCCGUCACUCCAGUUAUUACAGCUGUAGCCUUAAAGUCUGUGAAAAAUGGAUGAGCUGAACAGUGUGUGUGACUCUAUUUAAUCUGACGAGAGUUCCGGAUGGGGUUACAGAAUGCAGGUGGACAGACAAUCGAAUUUGCAUUCGUCUCUGAACUUAAGAGAGAAAACAUCAAUAGCUGUGACAUCUAAAGGACAUUCUGAAGUAGAAGAUGACAAAAGAGCACUCUGCACUUCUACUCGAAGAAGAUGCAUCACAAGGGGCUUAGCAAAUUCAAACACUGCUGCUGCGGAAUCUGUGAUGGUGCAGGCCCAACGACAAGAGGAGUUUCUUAAAUCUAAAGAGGAAAAAAGGCUCAGAGAACAAGAGCGACGGGAAGUGGAAGAGGCCUGCCAAAAAGAAGCGGAAGAGUGGGAAAGGAACUUGCUUGCCCUUUCCAAGCCCACCUCCAUAAAAACCAUGUGGGAAAUACCAGCCAUUGGUCACUUUCUUUGCUUAGCUCAACAAAUUUUGAAUCUGCCAGAAAUUGUUUUCUAUGAGUUGGAACGGUGUUUAUUAAUGCCUCAAUGCAAUGUUUUCCUGUCAAAAAUAAUGACUUCCUUAUUAAGCACCCCACAUCGCAGACCAACUUUACAUCGUAGGCCUAACCUUCCAUAUAAGGAGUGGGAAAGAGCUCUCGGGCAAAGGAUACAGCAGUGGUAUACCAUGAUAGGUCAAGCGGAAAACCCAGAUCAUUGUGCUGAGAAACUUGGCCUCUGCUCUCAGUUUUUUAUGGUACUUGGUGAAAUCAAUCCACUUGAAAAAACUGCAUUUCAUGAGCUGCCAUUCUAUCAAAAAGUUUGGCUGUUGAAGGGUCUGUGUGACUUUGUGUAUGAAACUCAGAGCGAAGUCCAAGAUGCUGUACUUGGCCAGCCUAUUCAUGAAUGUAGAGAACUUAUUUUAGGCUAUGAUUCUCAAGAAAAUGCAUACAUUCACUUUCCUCAGUUUUGUGGUGCAGAUGUCCGUGUGUAUAAACAGAGACCAUUUCGAGCCCCUGAAUAUCCAGUCCCGCCUGUUAAGGUGAAAAGAGCUCUCAAAAGUAGACUGGUGAGAGCAAAAUGUAAGUUUUCUAAUAAAUGCAAUGGAGACCUAAGGACUGCCAAAAAAGUGUUACCUGAAAUCUAUAAGGCGUGCUUUCAGAGCUGUGAGAGACAAGAACACUGCCAUGAAAAACCUCAAGUUGAAAAUUGCAGCAGCACAGUGCAAGAUGCAAAGAUAAUUUGUGAGACAAAAGCCCAUCUGCCAUGCAACACUACAGAAACUGUAUGUUUUAAGGAAAAUGUGGAAAAGCCCAUUAGUCCUGGAGAAGUAGUUGGUUAUGGGGAACCGCUGAGUCCUGGAGAAAUUCGAGUUCUUGAAGAUGUUAAUAAAUAUGGAGAGGCAACAAGAGGCAAAUCAGAAUUUAGCCCUCUUAAAGAAAAUGCGUUUAAAACUUGCCAGAUUCAUGUAAAUAAGAACCACACUGAUAGUCCUGAUGUCAUUUGUCAUCAAGUAGCUAUGGAUAAAAUUUUAGAUAGUUCUUUACUUAACCACAAGAAAUUAAAACUCGGCAGAAUACGGGCCAAAAAGAAAAAAAAUAAGAAAUUUAAAGAUGUAAUAAAUGACUACUUGCACGUUAAAUGUGAUAACCUGCAGUUGCACAAAUUCAGAUCCUUAAAAACUGAAAUUCAAAGCAAGCUGUAUUUUACAAAAAAGAGAGCAAAACAUAAGAAACACAAAUCAGGAAAAAAUACUGUAUUCAAAAAAACAGUUACAAAGAAAAGGAAAACAACUACAAACUCACCUACAGCCCCUGAAUUCCAGCUUGUGUGUACAAAUCUUGACGAACUCAGGGAACUGAUUAAGAAAAUCGAAGGAGAGCUUAAAGUUUUGGAAACCAACAAAAAGAAAUCGGAGAAAUGGUAUUUCAGAAGACAAGGUGUAAAAGAGUUGCACAGCACCUUAGUUCGUUUGCUAAAUGAAUUGCUGCCUUGGGAACCAAAGCUGCAGAAAGCUUUUCAAAAACACAGAGCUCGUCUUAAAAAAGAUUUUGAUGAUUUUAAAAAGUUGCCAGAAUAUAGAAACUUUACCAGGGAACAUGGUUCUUGUGAAGAAUAUGAAGCAUCCAAAUCACCAAGCUCCGCGACUAGCACACCUGCAAUAUGCCAUCAAAAUAUUCUGAAAGACGAUAAGCUUGAUACCCCUAAGCUUAAAGAGAUGGAUGCACAUGAAAGGGACAAAUUAACUAAAAAUGAAUCCUUGAUAAGAGACUUAUCCCCAGUGCGCCAGUGCAGAUCAUCCAUGAGUCCAGGUGCUGAAGCAAAGGAUUUUGUGCUAAGAAAGAAAGCCAAGUUAUGUGCACAGGUGGAUAACCUGCAUUGCACUGAAGUAACACAAACAUGUUGCGGCUUAAAAGACGUAAAACAAGUUAAAUUAGAAGGUCAGCAUAUAUCAAAAGACAUGAUCUGUGCUUCAGUUACAGAUUCUGCUAAAGGAACCAAACCUAUUCAGGCUUUGAUUGCAAAAAACACUGGGAACAAAGUGACCUUAACCAGCCAUCAGACGCAGUCCACAGAUGAGACAGUAUGUGCUGGAGAAACAUCAGCAAUAUCCUAUACUCAGUCAGUUCAGACAAAGCCUUUGCUGACUGACCAGGCAACUUCCAAAAAUCCAUUACAAAGGAUUUAUAAGUUGCCAGAUGGCCAGUGUAUCCCAAUUGACCUACAAAAUUCCAUGGUAAAGAUUCAGGUUCAGCCUAUGACAGAUUCUAAAACUGGGGAAAAUAUAAUGCAGCAGGUUCUAUUUUUGCAAAAAAACCUGUAUAUUCAGUGCAAAGAAGAAAAGGCCGAUGCGAAAGCAAGUCAACAAAUGCAAUCAAACACCGGAGGACAGCUCUGUAUAUCAAAUGAAACAAAUUCCAUACCUCCCAAGAGUUUUGCUUUUCUAGAGAAAACAUUUGCACUGACACCAUCUGUUCACAGCACAAGUAUGGUGCAUUUUAAAAAACAUUCAAGUCCUGCUGUAGUUCCAGAGACUGUAAUAUCCACGCCUGAUAUAAAUGUUUCUCAGUCACAGUGUGACAAGGGCACUACUAAGAUUCCUGUUCUGGGUACUCUUCAAGCAUCACUAGGCCAGUCUGGAACAUGUCUUCCUGUUCAGUCUGACACGGCAAAAGCACCCCAAACUAAGGACAUUGCCAAUCACACACUAAACCUGUCACCUGCAACAACUAGGGAACCAUCUGAAUCAAAGCAAGAACUGAGAACCGUGUGCAUUAGAGAUUCUCAGUCAAUCCUUGUACGUACACGAGGUGGUAACACUGGUGUUGUAAAAGUACAAACAAACCAAGAUCAGACCACUAAUCCAAACUCAGUUUUCUCAUUCACACCACAGCUUCAGUCAUUUUUGGUGUCAAAGGUCAAAACAUUAACUUCAUCCACAUCAACCUCUGUACCACCAGUUUUAUCUUUACCGCCACCCGGCUUUUACUCAUCUUCUGAAUACUCACAGAUAUCUUCAGAAUCUGUUUCUGGAGGUCUAAACCAGGUAUCUGGAACUAACACUAAGCUGUCUCAAAGACAAACUUACAACAGUGAUUUUAUAUCUAAGGUGUCAGAUAAUCUACAGCCUUCUAACCUGCUCUCCUCUGUUCCAUCAACAAGCUCUUGGCUUCCAUCAAAUUCAUGGGGUAAUAUGAAUGCUGCUGUGUCUACUAGUAAUUUAUGCCAUGAUGGUUCAUCACGUGGACGAAGUGGCAUUAUGGUCUCUGCAGCAGACAUAAAACAGCCUGAACAAAAGAUAAGCAAAAUAUCUGUGGUACAACCAGAUAGUACCACAUCAAGAGGUGAACUGGUAAAUGUGCCAAACCUUCAAAGGGUGAAGUUAGUUACAUCUUCUGUUCUUACACCUGGAAAUGCAACAAACAUGAAUGUUUCAGCAACACAAACAUCUUGUUCAAGCACCCCCCAAAAGUUUGUAUUCUUUAAUACACAAGUUCCAACAGGUUUACCUAGUACCACCAUAGCAGUGCAGUCCACAAAACAAACAGUGCCAUCUUUUGUUGGAAAGACACAUGCGAAAAUGUCUGAGCAAUCUCAAAUUAUUUUAAUUCCUUCCACAUUAGGCACACCUGUGAAAAUGAGUUCUACGCCAAUAGUGUCUCAAGUUAAAGAUUUUAAAAUUGGACUAACAAUAGGUCAGACUAUUGUAAAUACUGGCCAUGCUGCAAAAAAUAUCUUACCAGUGCACAUAUUGCAAACAACAUUAACCAAGGGUGAGCAGAGUGUCCUUAAAAAAACUGUUGUCUCAGAUGUAACUAAUUUGAUUUCAGGUCCUGAAAAUGGUGGCCAUAUUGUUGGUCAGAAUCCUAAUUAUGAUUGCACAUUAAAUACAGCAAAAUGGCCUGCAGGAUAUGCUGCUGCCUCUUCUGUUAAUUCUGUUGUAGCACACACCAGUUCCACAGAUCAGAAUAACAGUCAUGUGGCAAGUAAUGUGCCAGCUCUGCCAAAUAGAUUGUCCUCCACAAAUAUAAGCAACACUGUAGCUAUAUCCACAGUAAAAACAGGACAUCUCUCUUCUUCUGUUUUACUGUCAACAACACAAAUGGCUGGUCAGGUGAAGAGCACAUUGUCAUCUUUUCAUAUUCCAGUUUCACCAACAUUUUCUACUUCUUGUGAGCCUUCAAAUGCAACAACUCCAAUAAGUUCUGCGAGUCAACCAUUUUCUAAAGACGAAACGAUUAAUUUUCCAACACAAAUAUAUUGUAAAACACUGUCAACAAAUGUCUGUACAUCACAAGGUUUACAUACUUCUUCAACCACAGUGACUAAACCAAGGUCUGAUUCCUUCUUUUCUCAAGGUUCCUCUGUUCCUUUACAGAUACCCUCAGUACUUCCUUCCACCCAACUGUGUGGACAGUUAAAUGACUCUUGCUUUCAACAGAAGAUCGUUAUCAAUACCAGCACACCACUGGCACCUGGAACCCAGAUCACAAUUAACGGCACAUGCUUUAUUGUGCCACCUCAGGGUCUUGGUGUUGGAAGUCACGUCGUUCUAAUAUCUCCCUGUAUAAAACAAGGGUUUCCUUUAGUUGGUAAUAGUAGGCAGACAGGCCAUGGCCUGGGUAUUAACAAUGCCACAGAACAGCAAAUUACCCUAAAUCAAAAUAUGCCUUUAGCACAAGACCUUAACAAGUCACUUACUAUCUCUAAAAACAUGAAUUCAUUUGGCACUACAAACCUGUUACCUGCUGUACAGGCUUCAACUCUAAUUAGGAUGUCUAAAGAUAGUGCUCCAGUGGAUGGGGUUCCACUAGAGUACCCAGUUUACAACUGCACUUAGACCACUACUACUUUCUGCUUUGUAGCAAGGCAGAUCACCCCAGCUAAGCAACACCUUACCGCUGUCAGCAGAUACCACCAUUAAAGACAUUGGGGUUCUUAAAACUAUUCUGCCUCCAUCUGUAUUGUCAGAUAGUAAAAAUGCAGAUUUGGCCUUUGCCGCAUAUAAGCCCUCUGUGCCAGAUAAAUUGCAUACUAUAGCAUUAUGAGUUAGGUAAAAGAAAAAGAUGUAUAAUUCAGGUUGGGAAUCUUUGUCAUCUGCAUUUUGCUGGACAUAAGUUUACUUUUUUCACCAGCCAUCCAUUAUGCCAACAUUGAAAUGACAGGAAUGGCAGUUAAAGGGGUUGUUCAACUUUAAAUUAACUUUUAGUAUGAUGCAGACAGCGAUAUUCUGAGACAAUUUGCAAUUACUCUUUAUAUUAUAUUAUUUAUUAUUAUUUAGCUUUUUGUUCAGCAGCUCUCUGGUUGCUAGGGUCCAAAUUACCCACACCAGGCAGCAACCAGGCAGUGGUCCUUUUGAGAGAUUGCAAGAAACUGUAAGGUGAACAGGAGAGGGUCUGAAUAGAAAAAAAUUGAUAAACAAUUGUAGCGUCACAGAGCAAUCGUUUUUGACUGCCUUUUGAAAGCAGGAAAAAAAAUGCAAAUAAUUCAAAAACUAUAAAAAAUGAGCACCAGUUGCAAAGUUUUUAAUAAAUGGCCAUUCUAAAACAUACUAAAAGAAUUUGAAUGUGAUCUGCCCCUUUUAAGAUGCACACUCAUGAUUUUGUAGAAUAAUUUUUUUUGUUAAACUAAUUAAGCAUUGUUUGUUGUUUUAAGUACCAUGCAAAGAGUAAAGUUUACAGUUGAUCUGAAAAGACUGUAUGUUUUUUGUAGUUGUUAAUCCAGGGAAGCAUUCUGAAAGCACUUAGUUAAUACCAGGGUUAAAAAAACAAAUAGUUUCUAUAGAAAAUGUCCAGUUUGACAUUGGUAGUCUAGGUCUUUGAGCUCUUUAAUGACUUUGUUGCAGUUUGUCUAGAACAGCAUUUGUCUUUCUACAUUUGUAAAAUUAUUUUUUUCCUUUAAAAUGAUGUAGAAGUGUACAUAUUCUUUAACUUUAACAUUCUUGACUAAAUCUUAUGUAUAAAGAACAGUGUCUUAUUUAUGUUUUGUUUACAUAAUGUAUAGUUUUUUUAAGUAUUUUAGUGAUUUUUUGAACAGUGUACUGUUUAGCAUUGAUGCAGACCAAGCUGCAUGUAAUAAAUUAACUAACUUGCUGUA